This is a messenger RNA of Saprolegnia parasitica CBS 223.65, 1443 nucleotides long. RefSeq lists its product as hypothetical. The record is from RefSeq and is a predicted model, not a curated record. Gene Ontology annotation, molecular function: protein binding. The transcript is spliced from 7 exons. The coding region runs from base 1 to 1443 and encodes 480 amino acids. Lineage: Eukaryota; Oomycota; Saprolegniomycetes; Saprolegniales; Saprolegniaceae.
AUGAAGCUCGUCGGCUUGUGUCAGUCCAACGACGCACUGCGCCGGCGCGUCGCGCACCUCUUUAUGACGCACGGUGAGUACGCCGACUCGGACGCGGGCGACGACGACGGCCUCGAGCUCGUGCCCGGCCACGCCACGGUCAUCAGACCCAACGAAAACGAGAUCCUCGCCUUGCUCCACAAGCAGGGUCGCGGUGCAGGUGGCGCCACGCAGCACCCGAGCAUUCAACGCGCCAAGAGCGACGUGAUGCUACCGAUCGCGAUCGACGAUGACGUGGCGAAAGCGGUGCAGCACGACAUGAUCAUGACGAUCCCAUCGGUGGCGUGGACGGCCAAAUUUGAAGAUGCUUACAUGCGCUUUAAGCGCGGGCGCCCAAAAGCCAAGCUCAACUCAGUCCAGGUCUUUCGUUCGUACUUGAUGACGCCCGAGUUCCGCGCGCUGCAUGCAUUAACGUACGGUGCGACGCGCUUUCACGAAGACACGACAGGCACGUUUGGGAACGACGAGAGCGACCAUCCGCUUCACCACGGGCUCCAAAAACGACUUUCAAAGCUAACGCCGCCGAUGCGGUCGUCCUUGGAGCUAUCGCUCUCGAACCACAUGCUCGACAAUUUCGACCACCUUCUCGACAUGUACACGUCGGCGCGACGCGACUUUCUUGCGCAAAUGACGCAGUGCGGAAAGCGACAGCGCCACGCGGCGCGACAGCUCAAAGAGGCCAAGCAGCACCUCGAGUCGCGCCGCGCCGACGUCAAGAAGGAAGUCGCCAAGACGCGCGCGAUGCUCGGUCACCGUGUCAUCGCCGCACGUCUCCAUACGCCGCGGGACCCCGCGCACAUUGAGGGCAGUGACAAGCACGCUGUGACCAUGAUUGUGUCCGCCUCCAAGCGCGCGGCAGCCAAUCUCCAGCUCUCGAUCGAGUACGCCAAGACAACGACGAUCGAAGGCGGCGGUCUUCCGACGCGCGCGCUCUGCCUCAAGCAGCAACGCGCGCUCACGCACCAUAUCGUGUACAUCCAGCGCCUGUACCGCGGGCACAUGGCGCGCCGCUACGUCUACUCGCUCAAGUGGCUCUUCUUCAUGUGGCGCCACCUCUUUUUCCCGUCCACAGUGCUCCCAAGAGACUCGGUGUACGGCUUCAUGCACAUUGACGACUUUGAAGCGAGCUUCGAGUACUUUUACUACCAGUCGAACGCCGAGCGCGUCUAUAUGGCUGGUUUUGCACUCACCGUGCCGCCGUCCCGCCUCGGCGGACAGUUUGUCGAGUACCAUCGUUUCAAGCGGUACUGGCUGCGCUUCAUGUACCGUGCGUCCGGGCCCGCCGACAUGGUGCGCUUUGUGCAGUUUGUGCGCAACCGCGAAGCCAUCAUCCACUCGAUUGAGAUCCAGGUAGGCUGCCACGUCAUCACAUUGCACCGUACGUUUACAUCGGUGCCGCAUUAG